Messenger RNA from Suillus clintonianus, 517 nucleotides. Its product is annotated as cora-like Mg2+ transporter protein-domain-containing protein. Lineage: Eukaryota; Fungi; Basidiomycota; Agaricomycetes; Boletales; Suillaceae. The coding region runs from base 22 to 501 and encodes 159 amino acids. The record is from RefSeq and is a predicted model, not a curated record. The transcript has 2 exons. Gene Ontology annotation, molecular function: cobalt ion binding; cobalt ion transmembrane transporter activity; magnesium ion binding. Gene Ontology annotation, cellular component: membrane. Gene Ontology annotation, biological process: transmembrane transport; metal ion transport.
CUGGUGACCCCCAACCCGGCCAUGGAAUCCGAAUUUACUAACGAACAGCGCGCGGACUCGGAUGAACUUAUGAAGAAAGAGUGCAGUAAUGUACUCGGCGAAAUAGAUCGUCUAGAAAGGCGACGGAAGAUGCUGAGCGAUCGACUGAAGAAUGCGACGGACCUUGCGUUUGCGAUUGUUAAUACUGAGGACAGUAGACGGAUGCAGAGGCUCUCAUACCUCACGAUGGUCUUCCUACCGGCAAGUUUCAUUGCAUCUAUCUUUGGGAUGAACGUCAAAGAGAUCAACAAUGGGACACAGACACUCACGCACUACGUGGAGACCACCGUUGCAUUGACGCUUAUCACGAUUUACGUCGUCAUCUCACUUCAGAAACAGAGCUGGUUCCACAAACGCCAGGAUACUUUGGUGCAGCGCGCAGCGUGGCCGAUACUUUAUCCUUGGAGGACCUGGUGGCAAAUACACCGUAUGGGGAAGCAAACGGUAGAUGCAAAGGCGUGAUUAUAUGGAUUCACAC